CGGAUCCACCGUCGCCACCUCCCGCAGCGCCGGGCGCUGCCGGCCAGGUCCCUCCGCCCAUGAACCGGAAAAGUGGGGGUGGCGGCGGGGCGGCGGCGGACACUCACCAUGGAGUUCUCAACGGCGGACUACAGCAUCUUCGUGCUGCUGCUGGUGCUGUCAGCGGCCAUCGGGCUGUUCUAUGCGCUGAGCGGCGGGCGGCAGCGCACGGUGCAGGAAUUCCUGCUGGCCAACCGCAGCAUGGGCUUUUUUCCCGUUGCCCUGUCCCUGCUGGCCACUUUCCAAUCUGCGGUGGCCAUCCUGGGGGUGCCGGCAGAGAUCUAUCGCUUCGGCACCGAGUACUGGUUCCUGGGCUGCUCCUAUUUCCUGGGGCUGCUCAUCCCCGCGCACGUCUUCAUCCCCGUCUUCUACCGCCUGCAGAUCACCAGCACCUACGAGUACUUGGAGCUGCGCUUCAACAAGACCGUGCGCAUCUUCGGCACCAUCACCUUCAUCUUCCAGAUGGUCAUCUACAUGGGAGUGGUGCUCUACGCUCCCGCUCUGGCACUCAAUGCAGUGACAGGCUUUGACCUUUGGAGCGCGGUGCUCACCAUCGGGCUUGUCUGCACGUUGUACACUACACUGGGAGGGCUGAAAGCCGUCAUCUGGACCGACGUGUUCCAGACUCUGGUCAUGUUUGCGGGGCAGCUGGCUGUCAUCGUGGUGGGCGCACAGCGAGUGGGGGGCAUGGCCCGCGUGUGGCAUGUGGCCGAGCAGCAGGGCAAGAUCUCCAGCAUUGACCUGGACCCUGAUCCGUACGUGCGGCACACCUUCUGGACGCUGGCUUUCGGGGGGGUCUUCAUGAUGCUGUCACUGUAUGGCGUGAACCAGGCACAGGUGCAGCGCUACCUGAGCUCCCGCAGCGAGAGGCAGGCGGUGCUCUCCUGCUACGCCGUCUUCCCCUGCCAGCAGAUCGUUCUGUGCCUCAGCUGCCUCACCGGCCUCGUCAUGUUUGUCUAUGACCGCGAGCACCCACUGGUCCCCAGUGGCACCCAAAUCUCCUCUGACCAGCUGGUGCUGUACUUUGUGAUGGACGUGCUGCGGGACCUGCCGGGGCUGCCUGGCCUCUUUGUCGCCUGUCUCUUCAGUGGCUCGCUCAGCACCAUCUCCUCUGCCUUCAACUCGCUGGCGACGGUGACGAUGGAGGACCUGGUGCGGCCGCACUGCCCUGGGCUAUCAGAGUCCCGUGCCACGCUGAUCUCCAAGAUCCUGGCUUUUUGCUACGGGCUCCUGUGCCUGGGAAUGGCUUACGUGUCUUCUAUGCUGGGCCCUGUGCUGCAGGCGGCCAUCAGUAUCUUCGGCAUGGUGGGGGGGCCGCUGCUGGGGCUCUUCUGCCUGGGGAUGUUCUUUCCCUGUGCCAACCCCACAGGUGCGGUGGUGGGACUGCUGGCCGGGCUGGCCAUGGCCUUCUGGGUGGGCAUCGGCAGCCUGGUGGCCAACAUGGGGGGGGCCGCCCCCCUGGCUAACAGCACCGUGCCCCCCCCCAUCAACUUGGCCCCACCAGCCACGAUCGCUACCACGCUGCUCACCUCCACGACACCCCCCCCUAGCCCCACAGGCCUGCAGAAGUUUUACAGCCUCUCCUAUAUGUGGUACAGCGCCCACAACUCCACUACCGUCAUCGUGGUGGGGCUCCUGGUCAGCCUGCUCACUGGUCCCACACCGCCCUCUGCUGUGGAUCCCCGCACCAUUUUCCCGGUGCUGCCACAGCUGCUGUGCUGCCUGCCCGCCCGCUACCGGCAGUGGCUGUGCUGCGGGGUGCGCUUCCCCACACAGGAAGCCCCCCACCCAUCACCCACAACCGAGAAGCAUGUUCCCAACGGGCUGGGCGCUGCGCCACGGGAUGACACCGAGGAUCAGGGCUACGGGCCACCCGCCUAUGCGCUGCAGGAGACGGCCUUCUGAGCGAGCCCGGCACUCCCGCAGGGCCGGUGCUGCCCGGGGUUGCCGUGGGACCAUGAUGCGGAGCGAUGCCACGCUGUUAUCUCACGUUACCCACAUCUCAAUAAACUGUUCUUGAGAGCA
Messenger RNA from Centrocercus urophasianus (Greater sage-grouse), 2064 nucleotides. RefSeq names its product solute carrier family 5 member 6 (gene SLC5A6). The transcript is spliced from 15 exons. Gene Ontology annotation, biological process: biotin transport; pantothenate transmembrane transport; sodium ion transport. The record is from RefSeq and is a predicted model, not a curated record. Gene Ontology annotation, molecular function: sodium-dependent multivitamin transmembrane transporter activity. The coding region runs from base 109 to 1944 and encodes 611 amino acids. NCBI's taxonomy places the organism in Eukaryota, Metazoa, Chordata, Aves, Galliformes, Phasianidae. Gene Ontology annotation, cellular component: membrane.